GAGAUUUUGGACAUUAAGGGUUGUGGCUGAGGGGGAGACAUUACUGGAAUUUCUUAAUAUGAGUGAUGAUAAACCUUUCCAAUGCACUGCUCCUGGGUGUGGACAGAGAUUUACAAAUGAAGACCACUUGGCUGUCCACAAACACAAACAUGAGAUGACCCUGAAGUUUGGCCCAGCGAGGAAUGACAGUGUCAUUAUCGCUGACCAAACCCCUACACCCACCCGCUUUUUGAAGAACUGCGAGGAGGUCGGACUUUUCAAUGAACUUGCGAGCCCGUUUGACCAUGACUUCAAAAAAGCGGCUGAGGAGGACAUUAAAAAGUUACCACUGGAUUUGUCACCUCUCGCGACACCUAUCAUACGCAACAAAACAGAGGAACGCACACCUAUGGAGGUGCAUCGCGAUAGCCCGCUGCCUCACCCUGAAUCAACCACAAACGACGACAAGGACUUAUCUUUGCAGCCAGCCUCACUGCCAGCAUCCACUAUAGUCCAUCCUGCAUCCCUCCAAGUUCCCAAUGUACUUCUAGCAACCUCAGAGGCUAAUGUUGUAAUACAGCAAGCUCUCCCAUCGCCAACAUCUAGCUCUGUUAUUACGCAAGUCCCAUCCACUAAUAGGCCUCUAGUGUAA
Molecule: messenger RNA, 631 nt
Organism: Scomber scombrus (Atlantic mackerel)
Lineage: Eukaryota; Metazoa; Chordata; Actinopteri; Scombriformes; Scombridae
Product: cyclic AMP-dependent transcription factor ATF-2-like
Exons: 6
Coding region: 59-631 (190 amino acids)
Biological process (GO): regulation of transcription by RNA polymerase II
Molecular function (GO): DNA-binding transcription factor activity, RNA polymerase II-specific; cAMP response element binding
Source: RefSeq, a predicted model, not a curated record